Molecule: messenger RNA, 2845 nt
Organism: Chara braunii
Lineage: Eukaryota; Viridiplantae; Streptophyta; Charophyceae; Charales; Characeae
Source: the annotation of a GenBank genome assembly
GGGUAUCGUUUUCACAGCGGUGGAGGUGUUCAGCCGUUGCUGUAGUCUAUCUUCCUUCCUUCCAGUUCUACUCAUUGCUGCGCCUCGCGCUUGUCCGCCUGCGAGCGCAUCAUAUAUUUGACUAGAAGGCUUGUCGGAUCGAGUUCGUCUCUCUGUGGCAUGAGCGUGAUUGCUGCAAGGGAAGGGCGGAGGAGGUACCAUUUCUCUCUCUCUUAGGAGGUCUGUUUCUGCGACGAAGGGGUUUGAUAUAUAUUCCUCGCAGUGGACGUAGAUUGCUGUACAUCGCGGACAGUCCCUCGCCUUGCGCCGCGUUGAAGAUAACUUUCGCUCUUCUCCGGAUUUGGAAGAAGCCUAGACUCAAGAGGUAACGAGAACUUCGGCGAAUCAUUCAUUCAAAGGGGCUCGUCGGGGUUCGAUCGGAUCUUACGGCGCAGUGCCAGCGUUGAUCGGGGCUGAGGGGAAGUGGCGGAAGGGGGAGCCAAGUGACUGUCAGUUUCAGACGCACACACACACACACACACACACACACACACACACACACACAGAAAGAGAGAGAGAUGGCGUCAGACAAGGCACGUGCCGGAGCAGAGCAGAUGAAGGAGGCCGGGCGGGAAGGAUACGAGGAAGGGAAGGGGUCUGCGCAGGAGAAGUACGAGCACGCGAAGGGGACUGUCGGCGCCAAGACGGAGGAAGCUAAACAGGCAAUGGAGGAACAGAAGCAGCGAGCGGCAGAAUCGAUGCAGGAGCAGCAGGAGAAAGCUGCGGGCGCCAUGCAAAGCCUGAAGGAGAAGGCAGGCGCAGCUAUGGAGGGUCUGAAGGAGAAGGUCGGGAUGGGAGGCGGAGGGGCAGGGGGGCAGUGAGUAAGGAAGUGGAAGCGUUGACUUCUGCGAGCCACGGGUCAACGAGAUGGGUGAACGACGUUGUCGUGGCUUGCAUCCAGUAUUCGCCGCUACUAUUCGACGUUUAAUGAACUUGGGCCGUUAUGGAGGUCACAUGCAGAUCAGCGUGGGCUAGAGUGCAGAGUCAACGGGGCUGAAUCUGACCUGGAAACUGACGCUAUACAGAGAUUAUAUCCGUGAUCUAGUGGAGCCUGUUCAUUUUCGUUGCGUGCAACGAGUCUUCCAUGUUAUGGUACUUGGUCGUAUUGGAGGACCGGAGGUCAGAUGCAGAUAAGCAUGGGGUAGGGGGGGAAAGUCAUCGUGUCUGAAUCCGGCCUGGAAUGGUGUCGUUAUACAGAUAUCAUAUCUGUGAUCUAUUGAAGCGUGCCGGUCCGGUCUGCGUCGCGCGCAACGAGUCUUCUGCGUUAAUGAGCUUGGUACUGGAGGUCAGUUGCAGAUAAGCAUGGGGUAGAGGUUUAAGUCAUCGCGUCUGAAUCCGGCCUGGAACGUGGACGCUAUACAGAUAUUAUGUCCGUGAUUUACUCUGGCUCCCCUGCUCGUCACGUUCACAGGACGGGAAUUUGGGCGUUGUAUCUGUCCUUCUUUAGCGGAAGAUUCAUUCUCAUUUUGCGGACGGUGAGUGGUGGAGCGAGGCCCUGUAUAUUAGCCUUUUAGAUACUUCCAAGUGAAUCUCUGUCAUUUGUCGUUACCUUACUCGUUGACGGUAAACGUCUUACAAUCGUUAGUAUUUCCCCGAGUACAACGUACGGUCAUCAUAGCUGAAUUUGGGGCAUCUUUCAGUCUAAAUACAGCUAUAAUGACCGUGCGUACGUUGUAUUCGGGGGAAGAAGGUAGUAAGAAAGCGGUCUGACGUCAACCGGCGUGUGUGUUGUUAGAAAUCCCGUGUAGUAAGAAAGCGGUCAGUUGACGUCAACCGGCGUGUGUGUGAUAGACUUCUAGAGAUUGGCGAAGUGAAAGAAAACAGAGGAUGAAAAACAAAAAACAAAGGAGAGAAAAGAGGUUUCCACCCUCUUAUUACGAAAAAAAAAACAAAAAAAAAAGUGGUGGUAUAUAGGGGGGGGGAUAACGCUUGUCGAGGGCGUCCUCGAGGUAGAUUGUGUCGCAGAUGUUUUUGAGUGGUGGAACGAAGAAGCCCUUUGGCCUUUUGUAUAUUAGACACAGAUACAGUUACGUCGAGUGAAUCCUUGUAUCUGUUCGGUAGUACAUGCCCAAGGUUUUCUAUGUGGGGUACCAACAGGCCCACGGGUAAUCUUCAAGCUCGGCACCGUAUCAUGAAUCUGGUUUAGGGCCAGAUUCAUGAUCUCCGGUGGGGGAGUAAUUGUAUUAGGCGGAGGAUGUCAUAUCUUGGUGGGGACUUGCUGUUAGAACACACCACACCAGUUAAGUCCUGCUGGUAAAUCUGCCCAUCGUCGCCGCUGUGAUUAAGUUACUCUAUUGAAGUUGGAAAGCGGUGAAGAACACACUAGUUAAGUCCUGCUGGCAAAUCUGCCCAUCGUCGCCGCUGUUUGAAGUAACGAAAUUGAACUUGGACAGCGGUCAUGUUCAUGUUCAUGUUGAUGUGAAUGGUCGAAAGUGUUGUUGAUGUUGAUGUUGAUGUGAAUGGCGGAUGCUGAUGUGAAUGGCGGAAAGUGUUGUUGAUGUUGAUGUUGAUGUUGAUGUGAAUGGUGGGAAGUGUUGUUGAUGUUGAUGUUGACGUGAAUGGUGGAAAGUGUUUUGAAUUUUAAAUGCACAGUCAGUUGAACUGAGUCGGAACUCGUCAGUGAAUUUGGAGUCGUUGUCGAAUUCGUCGAAUGGUGGAAAGUGUUUUGAAUUUUAAAUGCACAGUCAGCUAAACUGAGUCGGAACUCGUCAGUGAAUUUGGAGUCGUUGUCGAAUUCGUCGAUUUUUCAGUUUUUUGUCGAAUUUGUCGAAUUUAAAGUCGUUGUCUAGUGCGAGUCUUUAAAACG